ACUGGGCAUUCCAUCACGGUCCUUCAUCACCUGAAAAUCGACUCAAGAAAGGUUCGGAAACGAACGAAAGAUUGGUGACAAUUUUGUUGGUGCGAAGGGAGGACCCCACCCCUUCCUUCCUUGGCAUUCAUCAAAGUCAUCGUCCUCAUCUUCACAAUCACCAAUUUUUCUUUGUGCGUGUGUGCACCAUCACUCAUAUCUGCCCAAGGUUCGUCUUCGUUCAUCCUUCCCCUCAUUCGUUCUCAUUUAUUUCUGCAACAAAUCUCGGGGUGUUUUUUGUUGGGCGUGCCGGAAUCUAGAAUUGCAUUAAUUACAACUUCCCAGAUCGUUAUUGAAGACUCAAAUAUUUUUCACUCACUCCAACAGAUUUGGAUUUUCAAAAUUGUGGAGGUACUCGUCUGUUUUCAUCUUUUUAUUACCAAUUCCAUCUUCCAGGUGUCACACACCAUCGGAAUCAGCUUUGUUUCAUACCAUAACUGUUGGUUCAAGCUCAUUUUCACCCUAGCUCGUUGCUGAUCAGGCGUUGGCAAGGUGGCCCACCAUUGGGUUUGGUGGGCUUUUGCUGAAACCAAUGAAAUUUAUUACUCUCCAUCUUUUAAAGGUGUUGUGAACUACUACUUCGAUAAAUUGCUCAGACUUUUGGCUUUUCAUUAGUUUGGGUUUUCUCCCACUAUUGGCUUCUAUACUGAUCAUUCCUCCCAAUUGUAAUAUAAAUACUCAAGUUUGACCCGACUUUAAGGUUUAAGAUUUCCCCCUUUUUCUAAUAAUAAUGCUUCUCUACUUCAUCACUUGUCUCUCUUUCUUCCUCUUUUUAAAGUCUCUUCAUCCUCUCAAGUCAUUCCCACCAUGGGCGAGUGAGAUCAGGCUGAUUUCCCUUUUGUUUUACAAAGACCUGUCCUUAAUCUCAUCAUAUAAGUUGAUCAGCCAAAUUCCUUCACGGAUGUGCCUAGUGAACAAGACCCCUACCACGAAAAAAGCAGAGGUUAACGUUUUUGAGGAGGACACACAUGAUUUGUCAGUGUUGGACUUGCCAGACCUGGUCUUGGAAUGCAUUCUUGAAAGGCUAUCUCCUCCGGCGCUUUGUAAAAUGGCAGGUGUUUGCCGUUCCUUGAGGGAGAGAUGUGUAAGUGAUUAUUUCUGGGAAAGGCACAUGAAACAGAAAUGGGGUAGAGUUAUCGGUCCAGCUGCUUACAGCCAGUGGCAAUGUCAGAUCGCUUCAAAACAUGAUGAUGUUGUCGCUCCUAGAAAAGCCAAAGAAAGGGGGUUAUUGAGGUUUCUUCCCGUUAGUCUGUGGCCUUUUUCGUGGAUUAGAUUAUUAAAGGUUGCUUCAAACAAUAGCAGCGGCAAGCAGCAGAGUUCCUUGCCUACUCAUUCAGUCAUGACAUGGUAUCUUGCUCUUGAAUCUGGCAGUUUUUGGUUCCCUGCUCAGGUCUAUAACCGUGAGAAUGGUCAUGUUGGAUUCAUGUUGUCUUGCUACGAUGCUGAGCUUAGUUAUGAUCCACGCACUGACACCUUCCAUGCCAGGUACCCACCUCAUGGAAGUAAGCCAGUUGCAAUAGAGAAUGGCAUUCCGUGGGAAAGAUUGCGAGCACCACCUGUUGAUACUUCUCCACGUGAUCUUCAUAUCUCUGAUUGCUUGAAUGAUUUGCGUCCGGGUGAUCACAUAGAGAUUCAGUGGAGAAGAAACAAAGAAUUUCCUUAUGGUUGGUGGUAUGGUGUUGUUGGUCACCUGGAGUCGUGUGAUGGGAAUGAAACUUACUGCCGUUGUCAUAACAGUGACACAAUUGUCCUAGAGUUCAAUCAGUACGCUGGGGGGUCACGAUGGCGACGAGCGACUGCCAGUAGGAAAGAUCAUAGGGAGGAAGGAAAUGAGGCUGAUGGUUUCUAUGGAGGAAUCAGGAAGAUUGACAAUGUUCAUGAGAUUUCCAUGUGGAAACAACUUUGGCCCUCUGAAAUCUUAGACUGAUAGGAGGAAUUGCGUCAGUAUCAGAAGUAUCUUCACCUGAGCAUGAUUUCAAGAAAGAGGCUUACUGUUUUGUUUUUUCAGAGACUGAAGCAUCGAUCAAAGGAGGUAUAUAGAAUUUGAAGUGGCUUCCUGUGAGAUUAGAAGCGUUUGUUGUCAAGUUGUUUAGUAAAACAAUAACACGUAGAUCAUUGUUAUGAGUCAGCAUUAAAUUAAAUUAACUCAUCUGUCAUGAUUAUGCUGAAUAACUUGUGGGCAAACAUUUAAAAGUUAGGUUUAAGUUUCUUCCUUUCAUCACCUCGUUCACUCGCUUUUGAGAAUAUUUAGCAUAUUCAUGUGAGUUCCAUCAAUGUAAAUUAGUAAAGUACUUCUCAUUUAUGGGCACGUUGUAGAAUAUUCAUUCCACGAUAUAUAUAUAUAUAUAUAUAUAUCGAAUGAUUCUGUAGUUCUGGCAAUGAUCAACAUGUAAUGGGGGUUCAUCUUA
Molecule: messenger RNA, 2447 nt
Organism: Prosopis cineraria
Lineage: Eukaryota; Viridiplantae; Streptophyta; Magnoliopsida; Fabales; Fabaceae
Product: F-box protein At2g26850-like
Exons: 5
Coding region: 770-1966 (398 amino acids)
Molecular function (GO): protein binding
Source: RefSeq, a predicted model, not a curated record